Molecule: messenger RNA, 351 nt
Organism: Closterium sp. Yama58-4
Lineage: Eukaryota; Viridiplantae; Streptophyta; Zygnematophyceae; Desmidiales; Closteriaceae
Source: the annotation of a GenBank genome assembly
AUGGCCUCCCCUGCUGCGUCUACCGGUGACAUCACCAUGAUGCAUGCUGACGUCAUGGAGAGCCUUGUAUCCCUGGCCAUGGAAUGCACUGCCAUGCCCGCUGCCUCGCGCCCCUCCAUGGCCAAAGUGCUCUCACAGCUGAAGCAGCUCCAUGAGGAGGUGGUGAGGCGGGAGGAGGAGAGCGGAUUGGAGCAAGGGAGUGGAUUCGUAGGAGUGGAUGUGGGUGUGGAGGGAGUGGGAGGGGUGGGAGGGAUGGUGAAGGAGAAGUGGGAGAGCCUGGAUAAUGGGGUGUCAAUGAUGAGUGAGACGCCGGUCUGUGAGGGAUACAACGGGCAGCUUGGAGGGGAAUGA